Lathyrus oleraceus (garden pea) is the source of this 1050-nucleotide messenger RNA. Its product is annotated as heat stress transcription factor A-5. NCBI's taxonomy places the organism in Eukaryota, Viridiplantae, Streptophyta, Magnoliopsida, Fabales, Fabaceae. The coding region runs from base 89 to 610 and encodes 173 amino acids. Gene Ontology annotation, cellular component: nucleus. The record is from RefSeq and is a predicted model, not a curated record. Gene Ontology annotation, molecular function: RNA polymerase II cis-regulatory region sequence-specific DNA binding; DNA-binding transcription factor activity. Gene Ontology annotation, biological process: cellular response to heat; regulation of transcription by RNA polymerase II. The transcript has 2 exons.
AUCAUGGAGAAAUCGACGACAAAACAAGGUGGUGGUGGUGGUAGUGGGGGUCCGACAGAGUUCCUAGUGAAAAUUUACCAGAUGGUUGAUGAUCCAUAUACUGAUAAUAUUGUAUCAUGGAUUCAAAGCAACAACAGUUUCAUCAUUAAGGACCCUGAUGAAUUCGCUACAAAUCUUCUUAGCAAGUAUUUCAGACACAACAAUUUCUCUAACUUUGUUUGUCAGCUCAAUACCUAUGUUUGGAUUUCACAAAAUAAAACAUGAUCAAUGGGUGUUUGCUAAUGAGUAUUUUCUGAAAGAUCAAUAUUAUCUUCUUGGUAAUAUUCAAGGCAAGCAAACUGUUCAUAAUCAUGCCCUUGGAGAAGUAGAAAGGCUUGCAUUUGAAGAAGAAAUUGAGAAACUUAAAAAUGAAAAAGCCUCUAUUGAACUAGAUAUUUCUCGCUUCAAUCAGUACAUGCCAGCUAAAAAGCUUCAUGUGGAUAAUCUAGUGCAAAGAUUAGAAGGAUUAGAGUAUAGGCUUAAUAAUUUGAAGAACUCGUUUGAAACGGUUCUUCAAAACCCUAAAUUCGUCGAAAAAAUGAAUAAGAAGUUGAGUUCAUUUUUUCGUUAAGAUUUUCCCAUAAAAGGCCUUUUACUAAUGCUGGUGAAAAUGCUUUUGUUGACAACAGUAGCAACUUUGGAUUAACAGAAGUUUGAAAUAGUUUGGCUAAUAAUGAUAACAACUUUGGAUUGAUGGGAGUUGAAAAAUUAUUUUGCAUAAAUUGAUACCAAUUUUAGAUUUAUGGAUUUUGGAGAUCAUUUUAAUGAGAAUGAUAUAAACUUUAAAUUUAUGGAAGAGGGAGAAAGUGCACAUGAUAAGGUUACGGGUGAAGGAGGGCUAUCAUAAUAAACUUAGACAAUAACAACUUUUGGAUUUGCAUCUAGCAAAAAGGGUAGAAUAAACAAUGUGAUGGUGGAGGAACAUUUUCAAUAGGAAUUUGAAUAGUGCAAUUACACAUGACCAUUUGUAAAUAUAUGAUGUAAUAAAAGAUCGUUUCGUAAAAAAAAACC